Aptenodytes forsteri (emperor penguin) is the source of this 3301-nucleotide messenger RNA. It is a transcript of the gene C2CD2L, whose product is annotated as C2CD2 like. Gene Ontology annotation, molecular function: phosphatidylinositol binding; phosphatidylinositol transfer activity. The coding region runs from base 458 to 2146 and encodes 562 amino acids. Gene Ontology annotation, biological process: positive regulation of insulin secretion involved in cellular response to glucose stimulus. The transcript has 16 exons. The record is from RefSeq and is a predicted model, not a curated record. Lineage: Eukaryota; Metazoa; Chordata; Aves; Sphenisciformes; Spheniscidae. Gene Ontology annotation, cellular component: cytoplasmic side of apical plasma membrane.
GGCAGGAUUAGCACAGAGGGAGAGAGAGAAGAAACAUCAAAGCUUCUGCAAUGAAGAAAGGUUAACGUACUUGACUUAUAGUUGACUGCUAUCCAGAACAAUUUUCCAUUCUCAUUCGGGCUUGCCGGUCUGAAAUUAACAUAGUGUUUGUGAGUCUAAGCCUUGACUGGAGGCCUUGUUUCCUUUCUCUGUCUGGACAAGCCAAGGUGGGUAGAAUUGCACUGUGUGACGGUUCCGUGUGCUGGCCAGAUUCAUGGGAAUGAACCGGAGUGUCUCUGGGGCCCCACGUCAGAAUCGUUUGUCCUCUUUGAAACUAUCUGGGAUACCUUGACCACUGGGAACUAAUGGAGUCCUCUUUUCAUAGAGCUCAGUGCAGAUCACAUUUGAAGAGGGUCCUCGGUUACCACCAGCCACAAAUAUAAGUCGCGUGACAUGCAAGGGACAGUCGGACCACAGCAUGGUGCUAUGCUGCCAUCUGUCAGCUGAAGCUGUGAAAUUCCCUGUCUCUGUUACUCAGCAGUCCCCAGUUGCUGUUUCUGUGGACACCUAUCAUGUCGCUUUGGCUGUGCUGCAGGCUCAGGUGGAGAUCCGCUUGGAGGAGAUACAGAACGAAGGUCUCCUGGUGUCGUGGACGUUCAAGGACAGACCAGACUUGAACCUUUCGGUUCUUCCAAGACUUCAACUUCGCGAGAACGAAGGGAGAGCGGAUCUAUCCACCAUAAAGGAUCUGAUCGAGGAUACCAUUGUCAGCACGCAGCCAGCCAUGAUGGUGAAUCUGAAGGCCUGCACCGCUGGAGCCGGUGCGGUACCCAGCAAUAAGUUGACUCGAGAGUCCCCGUCCGGAGUAGCAGCAGCCCCUCUGGGUUCUAAGCUGUUGCUCCGGAAUCUUCGAGUGCUGAACUUGGGCUGCCAGGGGAAGGGAGGAGUUGGGGAGAUACGCUGCGUGGCAGAGCUAGACAGCCCCCCGCAGCAGAAGCAGACGAGGCCGGUGACAGCUGGCAGUGCCGGUGCUGCAGCGCAGAUGGAGUGGAAUGAGGAGCUCUUUCUGGAGUUGGGACCUAGAAGUAAAGAACUGAAGCUACAGGUGCUGGGGAACAGUGACGGAGGGGGAAGUGUGCUGCUGGCACAUGCCACGCUUUUGCUUGAUUCUUUGGGCAGACGGCCAUCUGCGAGACAGGUCUGCUCGCUGGCCCCAGGAGCUGGGCAGUCACUGGCGGCUGAAGCUACCAUUGUAUUGGAGCUGCUAUUCCAGGAGUCUCCUGCAUCUUUGAAUGCUCAGCACGCCACAUCUCUGCGAACCAGCAUCACCCCCACUAAGAAGGUGGAGAUGGACCGGACCAUCAUGCCCGACGGCACCAUCGUGACUACUGUCACCACGAUUCAGUCCCGGCCCAAGGCAGACUGCAAACUGGAUUCACCAUCAAGGUCACCUUCCAAGGUGGAAGUGACUGAAAAGAAGACAACGGUGCUUUUGGAGAGCGGCUGCCCUCGUGGCCCCUUGCCCAGCGGUAGCCGGGAUAGCCAUAUGCCCAAUGGCUUGGAUCCGGUGGCCGAGACGGCGAUCAGGCAGCUAACUGAGACGAAUAACAAGCCUGCCAAGAAGACCCCGACAAAACGUAGCACGCUGAUCAUCUCGGGAGUUUCCAAGGUACCUAUCGCUCAAGAUGAAAUGGCACUUUCCCUGGGUUAUGCUGCAUCCCUGGAGGCCACGACGUACGGGGAUUCUGCGGCAGAGGGUGCAGCUGACCGGAUGCACGAUUCUACCGAAUCGUCACAGCUGCUGGAAGCGUCGCCGUCGGAACAAAGGGCCAGUCAGGAGCUGGACGAGACAACGCGAUCGGACAUCUCUGAGAGACCGUCGGUGGAAGAUGUUGAGUCUGAAACUGGCUCCACGGGAGCCCUUGAGACCAGGAGCUUGAAAGAUCACAAAGUUAGCUUUCUUCGGAGUGGUACCAAGCUCAUCUUCCGGAGAAGGAGCAAGCAGAAGGAAGCGGGCCUGAGCCAGUCACACGAUGACUUGUCCAAUGUCGCCGCCAACUCCGCCGCCAGGAAGAAAGCCAGCAGCUUCUCCCGCCGCCUCAUCAAGCGCUUCUCCUUCAAGUCUAAACCCAAACCCAAAGCUAGCGACAGCACAACAGCAGACUAGCUGCCGUGUCAGAAGUUGAAGACAAUGGAAAAAAGGUGAACUAGCUGAAAAAUGAAGCGAAAUGGAUCCGACUGGAAGCUGCCUCCGUCUGCAGAAUAGAGAAACCCUGCCUCUUUGAGUACAGUAGGUCCUCGUGCGUGAGUGAGAGACGCUAUGUAUCGAUGAACCCUCACAUUUAAAGAGCUGUAAGACACUAGCUGUACUCUUAGAUGGAUGACAGUCGAGUGACUGGAGCUGCGGAAGAGGAAGAGGGGAGAGAGAAACGUCCGAGUUGUACAUUUCCUCAGGCGGCGCCAAGAGCAGGAGCUGAGAGUGUCAACUGCCACCGUGUCACCGCGGUCGCUCUUUCUUCUGCCAUGAAAGUACAAGACGGAUGGAAGGAUCUAUAGCGGUCUGCAAGUACAAGGUACGUCUACGAUGCGUGUCUGCGUUUUUCCUAAGGUGCUUGUAGUAUGGACUUUAAAGUUAACAUUAAGAAUGUGCCAACUCUCCUUCUGUAGUUUUUCUAUGAAAUAUUCUAACACAAAUAGUAAAAAUAAAAUAAGGUCUGUUCUGGAGCACGUUACGCCUAUGCAAAGCUUACUUCUCUCCAUUUAUUUUCUCUUCCUGAAAGCAUAAUCUUCUGUUUCUGUGCACUUACUAUUAGAUGAUACUGUGAAACUGAUUUUGUACUACAAGAGGCAAGAAACUGUUCGUAAGAGUUCAGAUGCUCAGAAGAAACGGACUUUGUUUUCGUGAUAAAAGCUUUACGCUUUUUGUCAAUAAGUUUUUAAAAUAUCUUUAUAGUAGUACUCAGAAACCUUGCUGAGAUACUAGCGUCUGUACCAAAAGCAAUCAAGGUCAAAGAAGAGACAUGGACAAAACAGGACGAAUCGUCGGCGCUUCUGCGUGUUUUCCAGGCUUUCCCAAGAAGCGUUAGCAGCCUUGUAACUAGCGAUGGCUAGUCCUGAUGCAUUUUUGGUGAGUUAUUGCUUCAAUAAUGUCCUUUUUUCUUAACCUAGAGUGUGUAAUUUUUGACUUCCGUUGGAACGAGAUUUUCCAGAACGGAAAUCUUUCUCAUUCAAAGAAGUUGCAUUUUACGAACUUCCCAUCAGAGCGGCUCUUCAGAGAUGAGGUAUUUGGCAGUAGAAGUCAUCAGCAACAAGGCUUUUCACU